This is a messenger RNA of Cinara cedri, 305 nucleotides long. NCBI's taxonomy places the organism in Eukaryota, Metazoa, Arthropoda, Insecta, Hemiptera, Aphididae. The record is from the annotation of a GenBank genome assembly.
AUGAAACUUUUUGAUUCUAUCAUCAGCGAUGAGAUAGAUUACCCACAAUUUCUGUCUUCAAAAUCAGAAGAUAUUAUGAAAAAAGUAUGCUAUUUUAAAUUCAUAUUAAAGAACCUUAACUAUAUACUUACAAAAUAAAUGUUUUAUUACUUUUGUGGACAUAGCUUUUGUGUAAAGAUCCAGAGAACAGGUUAGGUUCUAGUCAAAGAGAUGCGGACGAAAUUAAAGCUGAAUCUUUUUUUGAUCAAAUUGUUUGGAGUGAUUUGUUGGAAAAAAAAAUCCCUGCUCCAGUUAUACCAAUUGUU